This is a messenger RNA of Emys orbicularis (European pond turtle), 705 nucleotides long. RefSeq names its product ubiquitin domain containing 2 (gene UBTD2). The transcript is spliced from 3 exons. The coding region runs from base 1 to 705 and encodes 234 amino acids. Lineage: Eukaryota; Metazoa; Chordata; Testudines; Emydidae. Gene Ontology annotation, molecular function: protein binding. The record is from RefSeq and is a predicted model, not a curated record.
AUGGGCGGGUGUGUGGGCUCCCAUCACGACUCCUCGGGCAGCCUCAACGAGAACUCGGACGGCACCGGAGUUGCUUUAGGUCGUAAUCAACCCCUGAAAAAAGAGAAACCAAAAUGGAAAAGCGAUUACCCAAUGACAGAUGGACAGCUGCGCAGUAAAAGAGAUGAGUUUUGGGACACAGCACCAGCUUUUGAAGGCCGCAAGGAGAUUUGGGAUGCUCUCAAGGCUGCUGCACAUGCGUUUGAGAGCAAUGAUCAUGAACUGGCACAAGCAAUCAUUGAUGGUGCAAACAUAACGCUACCACAUGGUGCUCUUACAGAGUGCUACGAUGAACUGGGCAACAGAUACCAGCUUCCAGUCUACUGCCUGGCCCCACCUAUCAAUAUGAUAGAGGAGAAGGGAGACCUGGAGACUCUAGAUAUUCCCGAUCCACCACCCAAUUCUGGGCAUGAAUGCCAGCUUCGCUUGCGCCUCUCAACAGGCAAAGACCUCAAACUUAUGGUCCGCAGUAUGGACACGGUAUAUCACAUGAAGAGGCGACUGCAUACGGUGGAAGGAGUGGAGCCCAGCAGCCAGCGCUGGUUCUUCUCAGGCAGGCCGCUCGCAGACAAAAUGAAACUGGAGGAGCUGAAAAUCCCGAAGGAUUAUGUGGUGCAAGUCAUUGUGAGCCAGCCCUUAGCAAAUCCAACCCCAGUGGAAAACUGA